This is a messenger RNA of Closterium sp. Naga37s-1, 1032 nucleotides long. Lineage: Eukaryota; Viridiplantae; Streptophyta; Zygnematophyceae; Desmidiales; Closteriaceae. The record is from the annotation of a GenBank genome assembly.
AUGUCGAGACCGUCGCAUCGGACGCGCUCGCCGCGGCUAUUCACGACGGCGAAUCCCCUCCUCCUCCCCCUCAUUCUUGUAAUCGCGCUCUCUGCCUCCUAUCUCGUGGGCUCGACUUCUGCCGCCGCCCCUCCGCCCGUCGGCUCACCGGGGAGCGGCAAUUCUGACACGUAUGCGUUCGCGGAGAUGGUGGAUGGGGACUCACGCGGAGUCAUCUACCUGCGCCUCUCCUUCGACACCAUCACCACCACCAUCCAAGCGACCUACAAGAUCUUCGCUGCUCUCCCCGCCGGCCCGCCCGUCUACAUCACCCUAGCAAACACAACCAUCCCAGGCUGCGACCCGUCCAGGUGCAGCCUCCCCCCUGCCGCGCCCACGUGGGCCCAGCCCGUGCCGUCCGUGUGGCAGGCAAUCGGCACGUUCACCAGCAGCGCUGUCACCGACCCCGAGCGCUACGCUGCGCUGCUGCAGCUGAUAGACAACUCGUCUGCGUUUCCCGGGGUGGUCAUGGCGUACGGGAGUAACACCCAGUCUGGGUUGCACUCUGCAGUGGGGCAGUUCCGGGUUGACACCAAUCUGAAAUUCUUGGAAGUCGGGCCGGUCCCCGUUUCUGUGCCCAACCCCAACUACGUGGUUCGCUUCCGCUCCUACAUGCCUGGCGGCGCCAACCUCACCUUCACCCAGUCGGCGGACGGGCUGUCCUUCCGAGUCGACGUCGUAUUUGUCGUGGUGGUGCCCACCGAUGAGCCCUUCACCUCCGCCCUCCGAGUCUACCUGCAAGAUUCUGCCCCAGCCCCGAACGGAACAUGUGACUACACCUGCCCGUCUGUGUUCGUGGUGCACGGUACAAACGAGUGGAACUACAGCUGGUUCACGCCCGAGGUGCGGGCGACAAUCAGCGAGUUCAAUGCCCUCACGGCGCUCAUGCAGUAUGCGGUUACCGGGGUUAAGGGGCGGCUGGUGAAUGCGAGCAUGAGGAUCGUCUCCAUUGACAUGCCUAACGGGCCUGUAGACCUCCUUGAACGAGUUUGA